Drosophila sulfurigaster albostrigata is the source of this 963-nucleotide messenger RNA. RefSeq names its product NADH dehydrogenase [ubiquinone] flavoprotein 2, mitochondrial (gene ND-24). Gene Ontology annotation, molecular function: NADH dehydrogenase activity. The record is from RefSeq and is a predicted model, not a curated record. Gene Ontology annotation, biological process: mitochondrial electron transport, NADH to ubiquinone. The transcript is spliced from 3 exons. Lineage: Eukaryota; Metazoa; Arthropoda; Insecta; Diptera; Drosophilidae. The coding region runs from base 121 to 849 and encodes 242 amino acids.
GCCGCAAAACCAGCUGAUUGAAAUCGUAGCAAUCAACGUCGUUGGUUGGGGGGGCACCGACAAUUGAAAUAAUAUUCAACUUUUUUUUCGUGUUAUUUACGUCGCUUGAAAGCAUACAAAAUGCUAACAAAUUGUGCCGCAAAAACACUGAACGUUGUUCGGGGUAGCCUGCGUGCGAUUGCCACGAGCAGCGCCCAGCGCAGCGACAAUCUGUUCGUGCAUCGCGAUACGCCCGAGGAUAAUCCGAACAUACCCUUCGAAUUCACCGCCGAGAACAAGAAGCGUGUGGACGCCAUUCUCAGCAUCUAUCCCGAGGGACACAAGCGUGGCGCCAUGAUCCCGCUGCUCGAUUUAGCGCAACGCCAAUACGGCUGGCUCCCCAUUUCGGCUAUGCACAAGGUGGCCGAGAUCCUGGGAUUGCCCAAUAUGCGUGUCUACGAGGUGGCCACAUUCUACACAAUGUUCAUGCGCAAGCCGACGGGUAAAUAUCACAUUCAAGUGUGCACCACAACUCCGUGUUGGUUGCGCGGCUCUGAUGCCAUUCUGGAUACAUGCAAGAAGCAGCUGGGCAUCGGCGUCGGCGAGACGACCAAGGACAACAAGUUCACCAUAUCCGAGGUGGAGUGUCUAGGCGCCUGUGUCAAUGCCCCCAUGGUGUCCGUCAAUGAUGAUUACUACGAGGAUUUGACAGCCAAGGAUAUGCAGGAUAUUCUGAAUGAUCUGAAAGCGGAUAAGAUUUCGCCGCCCGGUCCACGCAACGGACGCUUCGCCAGCGAACCAAAGGGCAAGCCCACAUCUUUGUCCGAGGAGCCAAAGGGACCCGGUUUCGGCCUGCAAGCGGGUCUCUAAGGCCAUAAAUACAGACACACCUCCAUCUAUCCCUAGCCUAAAUGCAAACUGUCUCCGCCAAAAACAAAAACUGGCUGAUCAAAUGCAAUAAAUGAAAACAAAAAAAAAAUUAAA